AUGGCUGGAUCCAAGGCAGAUUCAGAACGUAUCGCAUCAGUUGCGCAACUGACCGCUGUGCCCAACGAUCAAAGGGAAACACCGAUCGAGUCACCUAUGGCGACCGCAGCCUUGCCUAAAACACCUCCGAACCAACCCGCUGAUGACAAUGACCGCAACAAUGACAGCCCCGUAGUCUCAGAGGAAAGAGCCGAAAGCUUCCAAGCCCAGCAGUUUGCCGACAAGACUACCUUGUCAGGAUGGUUCCCACAGAUAAAAAACGACGAACACAGUAGCUGGCGCAUAUGGUUUUCGCGGAGAAGCCGUGCCCUCAUGGUCCAGAUCGGAAUCAUCGGCUUCAUUUUAAUGACGAACCUCGGUGUGACCAUUUUUGCUGUCAAAAGCUACGGGAGCCGAAAUGGUGUCGGGCUGAUAUACGAGGGCGAUUGCUCGACCGUGAAGAGGCUGGACCAGUGGUUGCAUUUGCUCAUCAAUCUUUUGGGAACUGGUAUGCUGUCAGCUUCAAAUUAUUGCAUGCAACUACAGGCUGCGCCGACCCGCGAGAACGUGAAUGCUGCUCACGCGAAGCACAAGUGGCUGGACAUUGGCAUCCCUAGUCUCCGAAACCUGAAAUAUCUCAGUAUGUGGAGGCGAUGUUCGUGGGCCUUACUUGCGCUCACCUCUAUUCCCAUCCAUCUCAUAUACAACUCAGCUGUGUUCCAGUCACUAUCAUCACAUAAUUACACAGUCGUGGUUGUCAAAGAUUCAUUCUUGAACAAUGCCACAUGGAGUUUAAAGACAGCAGAAACCAACCGAGCCGGCGACUACGGCUGGGAAGACACGCGAGUCAACCCCUUGAAUCUGGAUUACGAAGAAGUAGUGCGUGGGAUACAGAGCAAUGCAUCGAUCUACGAAGAACGCAACGUAUCAGCAUGUUUCGACUUGUAUGAUGACUACUUCAAUCCGCAAGGAAACGCGAUUAUUCUAGUCAAGAACGAAUCUUUGCAGAAUCCACCGGAAGACAGUCUGCUCAUGUACGUUUCCAUUGUUCCUCGCUUGGACGACUGGUCCAAGAACAUGUGGGCUCUGGGCAAUGGUACUGGUCACUUUGCGGCUUUAUCACCUCCGAAGCCCGUGACCAAAUGGUUUCUUGGGCCUCCGUAUUAUGAGGUGUCACGGUGUAUUGUCCAGCCGCCAGAAGGCCUCAGCGCGAAUUGUCGGUUUGAAUAUUCGCCUCCUAUCAUGUUCACUAUCUGCAUCAUGAACAUGAUUAAGGCUUCCAUCAUGCUCUCAAUAUGGGCUCUAAGGAGAUGGCAAAAUCCGAAGAGGCAGGACCAAGAAAAAGAAGUCUUAUACACGUUGGGCGAUGCUAUCGCUUCUUUCAUGAGGGAACCAUGCGGACAAACUGUCGAUAUGGGACUUGCGACGAAAUACGACUUCUUGACUACUCGAACACCAAAGAACCGUUUCGUUCGAUCUCCUCCUGCUAUAUUUCAAAAAGCUCCCCAGCCGAGGAUAUUUGAAAUGAAACCAAAACAGUGGAGAUCGUCCGCAAGUCUUAGACGUUGGGUCGUUAUGUUAGCCAUGUGUCUUCUCGUAAUCAUCAUCGCUGCUGUUCUUCUUACGAUGUCGUUCGUAAGCCUAAGACAGCGAGGCUUCGGCGUAGAAAUUCCACAAUUAUGGAAGUUAGGCUUUGGUGCCUUGACUCCUUACACUUACUUAGUCAUUAACAUGCCUCGCACUGAUCCGGGAGGUCUGAUAGCCAAUGUGCUGCUGGCCAACCUACCUCAACUCAUCCUCUCAGUCCUCUACAUUGUCUACAACACCAUGCUGAGCACAUUUCUAGUCCAAAGGGAAUUCAGUCGCAUGUGGAAUCCAGGCAAUCGGAAGCCACUGAGAGUUUCCGAACCGAUCGGGAUUCAGCGAUCAAGUUACUUUAUUUCUUUGCCCCUGAGAUAUGGGAUUCCCCUCUAUGCUAGCUCAGGUGUCAUGCACUGGCUGGUAUCACAGAGUCUUUUCUUGGCGCGGAUUCGAGCCAUAUCCACAAACGGCACUGACGAUGAUGUAAACUCCUUCUCAACAUGUGGCUACAGUCCGAUAGCUGUGUUUGUCAGUAGGUCUACAUACUCUGCCUUAUUUUGUGUCUGCAUUUCUGACCUGAGUCUAGCAUUGCUUGCGGGGAUUCUUCUCGUUGUCAUCAUCAUCGGUAUGGGGUUGCAGCGGUACGAUGGUACAAUGCCAAUGGUGUCGACCAAUAGUCUGGCAAUUAGUGCUGCUUGCCACGUUCUGGAAAGAGAUCGGGAUGGUGGCUAUUUACUUCCUGUCCAGUGGGGAGUUCUAAAUAUGACUGGGGGUGUUGGGAAGUGUGCCUUCACGACAGCUGCGGUCGAUACGGUCAAAGUCCCAGAGACCGGUCCAGGCCGAGUCUACAAGUGA
Messenger RNA from Colletotrichum godetiae, 2415 nucleotides. RefSeq lists its product as uncharacterized. NCBI's taxonomy places the organism in Eukaryota, Fungi, Ascomycota, Sordariomycetes, Glomerellales, Glomerellaceae. Bases 1 to 2415 code for a protein of 804 amino acids. The transcript is spliced from 4 exons. The record is from RefSeq and is a predicted model, not a curated record.